GGAUCUCGUGUCUUUUGUUUAUUAUAUAUUUUUUAUUUAUUUUUGCCUUCCAAUAUGGAGGUGGCGAGUUCUUCUUCUGCUGCAAGUACUGUUUCUUCAACAAAAACAUUAAUCGGUGAGGUCUUACAACCGCUCUAUGUAGUUAUUUUCGGUAUGGCCAUCCUGGCUGUUAUUCUCUUCGCUUCUCUGAAGCAUCUCAGAUACCAUCAACAGCCAGAAGUGCAUUUGCCGCGGAUGAAGAAAAAAGACAUGACAAUAGCCGAACUAAAGAAAUACGAUGGAACCGGUGAGGACGGCCGUAUAUGUAUCGCUGUAAACAGAAAAAUCUUUGACGUUACCCGAGGAAGGAAGUAUUAUGGACCCGGUGGUCCAUAUUCUGUAUUCGCUGGUCGUGAUGCUUCCAGAGCAUUGGCAUGUUUCUCUGUGUCUGCUAUCAAAGAUGGCUAUGAUGAUCUCAGUGACUUAACAUCUAGUCAAAUGAACCAAAUACAUGAAUGGGAUAUGCAAUUGACCGAUGAAUAUACAUUAGUCGGUAGAUUAUUACAGCCUGGACAACAACCAAUAGACUACACCGAUUCUGAAGACGAAACUCAUGAUGAUGACAAGUUAAAAGAUACUUAACCACUUUCAGCAUUUAAACAGAAGAAAAAACUCAAAUUACUAUGAUUUUCAUUUUGAAAAGAGAAGAAAACAUGGCUGUUUAAAUAUUGUUUAUGUGUUCUAUUUGCUAUGAAUGGAAAAAGAGAAAACUAGAGAAUGUCUUCUUUUUAUAUAAUUAAAUUAUGGAAAAUACAGAGCUAAUAUUUAGGAAAAUAUGUUGGAUUACAUUUUUUCUUUCUCUAUUUAUUCUUUUUUUUUUGUAAAUAAUUAUUAAGUUAUUUCAUUUCUUAAAAACUGUUUAUAUGUUAUUGAAUACUAAUUUAAAAUCUGGUUAAAGAUAUUUCUUUUAUAUGUUGUCCAUGAAUAUCUUGGUGAAAAGCACCAUUGUAGUGCUAACAAAAAUGCACCUUUAUGAUACUAUUCAAGUUGAAACAUUCAUAGUAUGUCCCAAACAGCCAAAAAAUAUUUUUUACUUUUCUUCUUUCUUUUUCUGAGAAAAAGGUUAACUAAAAUAUGAAAAUAUUAUACACAAACACCUACAUUUAUGAGUUGUGGUAUAUAAAUAACUAACAUUUACUUUGGUGUAUGUAAAUAACUAAUAUUAUGUACAUAGAUGUUUAAUUUUUUUUUACAUAAUUCACAUAUCGUAUUUUGAUAAGCAGUUAAAAAUGAAAAUGAUUUAAAUUACUUUUUGUUUUAUAAACAAAAAGGUAAUUUAAUUAAAUACUUUAGAUAUCUUUAACCUGCUUACAACAUACACAGAACACUCCUUUUAUUUUAAA
Molecule: messenger RNA, 1382 nt
Organism: Octopus sinensis (East Asian common octopus)
Lineage: Eukaryota; Metazoa; Mollusca; Cephalopoda; Octopoda; Octopodidae
Product: membrane-associated progesterone receptor component 2-like
Exons: 4
Coding region: 55-621 (188 amino acids)
Cellular component (GO): endomembrane system; membrane
Source: RefSeq, a predicted model, not a curated record